AUGAAGGCCCUCAUCCUUGUUGGCGGCUUCGGAACGCGUCUGCGUCCUCUUACGCUCUCUGUGCCCAAGCCCCUUGUUGAAUUCGCCAACAAGGCCAUGAUCCUACACCAGAUCGAAGCCCUCGUCAAGGUCGGCGUCAAGGAAGUAGUGCUGGCGAUCAACUACAAGCCAGAGCUCAUGGCCAACUACCUCAAAAAAUACGAAUCCGAGCUUGGCAUCAAGAUCUCCUACUCGCAAGAGACCCAGCCUCUUGGCACUGCUGGCCCGUUGGCUUUGGCCCGCGAGAUUCUGGAGGAAGACGGUGAGCCCUUCUUCGUCCUCAACAGCGACAUCACCUGCGAGUACCCGCUGGCCGACCUGCUCGCCUUCCACAAGAACCACGGCAAGGAGGGAACCAUCAUGGUGACCAAGGUCGAGGAGCCCUCCAAGUACGGUGUGGUGGUGCUCAAGGAGGGCGGCCAGAUCGACAAGUUUGUGGAGAAGCCCAAGCUCUACGUGGGCAACAAGAUCAACGCCGGCAUUUACAUAUUCAACCCUACCAUCCUCAACCGGAUAGAGUUGCGUCCAACCUCCAUCGAGAAGGAAGUGUUCCCCGACAUGGCGACGCAGGGCCAGCUCUGCGCCAUGGAGCUGCCCGGCUUCUGGAUGGACGUUGGCCAGCCCCCGGACUACCUCAUGGGCAUGGCCCUCUACCUCAACAGCCUCAAGACCCGCGACCCCAAGAAGCUCAGGACUGGUGAGGGCUUCGUCGGCCCCGUGAUGGUGGAUGAGACCGCGAAGAUUGGAGAGAACUGCCUGAUCGGACCGAACGUCAUCAUCGGCCCGGGGUGCGUCAUCGAAGAUGGCGUGCGCCUGAGGGAUACGACCGUGCUCGAGGGAGCCGUCAUCAGGUCCAAUGCCUGGAUCUCGCUCUCCAUCAUCGGAUGGCAGUCCUCGGUCGGCAGAUGGGUGCGCAUGGAGAACGUGUCUGUGCUCGGCCAGGACGUGCACAUCGGCGACGAGCUCUACGUCAACGGUGGCCGCAUCCUGCCACACAAGGCCAUCUCUACCUCCAUCCCCGAGCCCGACAUCAUUAUGUAA
Acanthamoeba castellanii str. Neff is the source of this 1080-nucleotide messenger RNA. RefSeq names its product GDPmannose pyrophosphorylase. Gene Ontology annotation, cellular component: cytoplasm. Gene Ontology annotation, molecular function: GTP binding; mannose-1-phosphate guanylyltransferase (GTP) activity. The coding region runs from base 1 to 1080 and encodes 359 amino acids. Lineage: Eukaryota; Discosea; Longamoebia; Acanthamoebidae. Gene Ontology annotation, biological process: GDP-mannose biosynthetic process; cell wall mannoprotein biosynthetic process. The transcript has 9 exons. The record is from RefSeq and is a predicted model, not a curated record.